Messenger RNA from Paramecium sonneborni, 231 nucleotides. Lineage: Eukaryota; Ciliophora; Oligohymenophorea; Peniculida; Parameciidae. The record is from the annotation of a GenBank genome assembly.
AUGCUUGAGAGAUUGCUAUAUUAAAUUUUUAAAACGAAGAACAUUCAAUUGAUCUCUUAUUCAAAUAUAAAUAGUAUGGAUUUUUUGAAAAUGAAUAAUAAAUCACUUAAAAAACAGAAGUCUUUGAAUUAACUAAAGAAAAUGGAAAUUUAUUAUAUAACAUAUUGGAUAAAAUUAAAAAAACCUCAUCUUGUGGAAGGAUUUUCAUUAUUAUUUUUGACUAAACAUUGA